UCUGCUCCUCUGCCGUUUGCCCCGGGGGCCCAUUGCUCCGGUCCUUGCGAUCGCUGGCUGGGCGGUGGGUCCCUCACCCAGCUCCCCUCCCCCAACUCCGUCGCCCCGCCCCCGCUGGGCUGGGCGGCCGGGUCUGGGGCCGAGCGGAGCGGGUUCUCAUUUAGUAUGGAAGAAGAUGAGUUCUUUGGAGAAAAAACAUUCCAGCAUUAUUGUGCAGAAUUCAUUAAACAUUCACAGAAGAUAGGUGAUGGUUGGGAAUGGAGAGCUUCAAAGGACUGUUCUGAUGGCUACAUGUGCAAAACACAUUUUCAAGUUAAAAAUGGAACUGCAGUGUCACAUCAAGGAACAUCUGACCAUGUACAGACAUUUCUUCCUGUGGAGGAGGCUUUAGAUCCCCCCCUGGAUGAUUUUGAGGUAACCGAGACCACCGUGGCUGCCGAAGUGAUUAAAUAUGAGUAUCAUGUCUUAUAUUCCUGCAGCUACCAAGUGCCUGUGCUUUACUUUAGGGCAAGCUUUUUAGAUGGAAGACCUGUAGCUCUGAAGGACAUCUGGGAAGGAGUUCAUGAGUGCUAUAAGACGCGGCUGCUGCAGGGACCGUGGGACACUAUUACCCAACAGGAGCAUCCGAUACUUGGACAACCCUUUUUUGUACUUCAUCCCUGCAAGACGAGUGAAUUCAUGACUCCUGUGUUAAAGAAUUCUCAAAAAAUCAAUAGGAAUGUCAACUACAUCACAUCGUGGCUGAGCAUGGUAGGGCCAGCUGUCGGGCUGAAUCUCCCUCUGAGCUAUGCCACAGCAGCCUCUCACGAUGAAGGCAAUGUCAGUGGACAAGAUUCUUCUAUUGAGCAAAAAAGCUUAGAAGAACACUGAGAGUUUAUGCGGCCGGCCCUGGUUUUAAUGGGGCCAAUAUGGUGUGAGAUUUCAGCUCACCGAGAUUCUGACGUGGAUUUUUUUCCCCUUGGAAGUAAAUGUCUGCAGCAACUGAUAUGCUCUAUGUUUAGAAGAAACACUGCAAAGACACAAAUUACUAUAAAUAGCAAAAAAGGCUCUAGUUCGGUAAUAGAAAACAUGACUUCAUCAGGGAACUUCCAGGUUCUUCUCUCCUGUCUCUAAGGCUCGUUCUCUUCAUCUUUGAUUUGAGAAUAACAAGAUACCUCACAAGGUCGCUGUGAGAAGCACAUGAGAGCCUUAGUGUGUGAGAAAGUAUGGUCAAGUAUUAAGCAAAUAUUCAUUAAAUGGUGACCUUUCUUAUAAUUGAUUGUCAUUCACCUAGUCUGUCAAUAAGUUUAAUAGUAAGGUGUUAAGAUGAACCAUGGAAUGUUUGGUUUGGGGUUGCUGUUUCGUUUUUCAUUUUAACUUGCUAAGGUCUUAAACUAAGAGAAAAACAUAAUCACCUCUUUAGAGCAUCUAGAUUAGUGUCUGUCAGUGAAGGACGUACUUUAGAGUCAUUUGAGGAUCUUUCUCAACUACAGGCACUGGCCACCCUCUGGAACCACCCCUCUAGGUGAUUCUGAGGUACCUGCUCCUGAAGAAGUUCUGCUCUGGAUGUAACUUUUGAGCCGCAUUUAUUUGUAUUGUUUGGUCUCCCAGUAGGCCUUCUCCAGUUCUGUGCACAGCUCCUUCAAGCUGGACUUAACUUCCUAACACUGUCCAGGGCUCACCCAAGAGACCCAAGAGCAAGGAGUCUAGGAGGCACCUGGAGAGGCAGCCCACUUGUGGGGAGCGGUUAGCAUGAGGGGAUUAUCUGCUGGCGAAUCACAGAGGACCCUGCCAGCCCCGUUAGUCUCUAGGUUAAGGGCUGCACUCUCAGGCAGGGAGCAGAAGUAGAGAAGGGGUUAAUUUAAACUGCUGGAAAAGCUAAAAGUAAAUUUUAAAACGCUGAGCUGCACAUAUUCAUGCUGGUAUGAGAGCCUGCUUACAUGCUUGCUGGGCAUUUUGGUAUUUACCACUUAACAUCUUUUCAACUUCUGCAAGGGAUUUUUCCUCCCCACAUUCCCUAAUGUAAACACAGAUUUCCUAGCAAGUCAUUUCUCAAGCCAUGUCAUUUCUGGGGU
Messenger RNA from Cervus elaphus (red deer), 2054 nucleotides. RefSeq names its product autophagy related 10 (gene ATG10). Gene Ontology annotation, biological process: protein lipidation; protein modification by small protein conjugation; macroautophagy. The transcript has 8 exons. NCBI's taxonomy places the organism in Eukaryota, Metazoa, Chordata, Mammalia, Artiodactyla, Cervidae. Bases 166 to 870 code for a protein of 234 amino acids. The record is from RefSeq and is a predicted model, not a curated record. Gene Ontology annotation, cellular component: intracellular anatomical structure. Gene Ontology annotation, molecular function: Atg12 transferase activity.